UUCCGAGGGAUCGCCACCGGGUCCCGCUGGCGCGGGGAGAGGAGCAACGAGGGCCAGCCCAGGCGGGAGGAACUGAAGCUUCCAGCGAUGCCCUCACUCAAGAUGGCGGCGCAAGGCUCGCCCUUGGCCCCGUCAGGCGGCGCGCGUGCUUAGGCUGCAUAUGCGGCCAAGCUCUAGGGAAGGGGGCGGGUUCAUAGAGGUAGAGGGAGUCUCGCCCUGCGGCCCGGCCAGGACUCUUCGUCGCCGCGGCUCCCGCUGCUGUUACCGUCACCACUCUCGGAUUGUGGAGGGGAGGAUGGAGCCGGUCACCAUCGCUACCGACAGCGGGGACCGGCCGGGGGCCCCGGCGGGCUCAGGCCUGUCGGCUUCCCAGCGUCGGGCCGAGCUGCGGCGGAGAAAGCUGCUCAUGAACUCGGAACAGCGCAUCAACCGAAUCAUGGGCUUUCACAGGCCGGGGAGCGGCGCCGAAGAAGAAAGUCAAACAAAAUCAAAGCAGCAGGACAGUGAUAAACUGAACUCCCUCACCAUUCCUUCAGUUUCAAAGCGAGUAGUGCUGGGUGAUUCGGUCAGUACAGGAACAACUGACCAGCAGAGUGGUGUGGCCGAGGUAAAGGGGACUCAGCUGGGAGACAAAUUGGACUCUUUCAUUAAACCUCCUGAGUGCAGUAUUGAUGUAAGCCUUGAGCUCCGGCAGCGCAACAGAGGAGACCUGACAGCAGACACUGUCCAGAGGGGUUCUCGCCAUGGCCUAGAACAGUACCUCUCCAGAUUUGAAGAAGCAAUGAAGCUAAGGAAACAGUUGAUUAGUGAAAAACCCAACCAAGAGGAUGGAAAUACAACUGAAGAAUUUGACUCUUUUCGAAUAUUUAGAUUGGUGGGAUGUGCUCUUCUUGCCUUUGGAGUCAGAGCUUUUGUUUGCAAAUAUUUGUCCAUAUUUGCUCCAUUUCUUACUUUACAACUCGCAUACAUGGGACUAUACAAAUAUUUUCCUAAGGGUGAAAAGAAGAUAAAGACAACAGUACUAACAGCUGCGCUUCUAUUAUCCGGAAUUCCUGCUGAAGUAAUAAAUCGAUCAAUGGAUACUUAUAGCAAAAUGGGCGAAGUUUUCACAGAUCUCUGUGUCUACUUUUUCACUUUUAUCUUUUGUCAUGAACUGCUUGAUUAUUGGGGCUCUGAAGUACCAUGAAGCCUGCAGAACUCAGAAAGAGAAGCUUACAAAAAAAAAUUUCUCUUCUAUAUUGCAGUGACUCUAAAGGAAGCAUAUUGGUUUACACCUUUAUGAAAUUCUUCUACUUUUUGAGGUUGUAAAACCACUUGAUUAGGAAUGGAAUGGCAGGUUCCCUGACUGGAAAGGGUUGAGUUUGUAUUAAUACUGAUGUGAAGAUUAGAGUACCAAUGUCAGUAAUCGAUUUUUCUUGUUUAAUUAGAAUUCCUAGUCUACACCUUUCCCUAACUUCUCAGAUUUGUAAUUCCUCUUUGAGAGCUGAGCUAGUGCUUUUAGGAGAGCAGAUGAAUGUUGUCUCAGCCAGUCCCAAGGACUGCAUCUUGUAUUUGUAUUGUUCUGUCCUGAGAAAUGGAGCCAUCUUAAAAAUAAAAUGAAAGAAAUUGAA
Molecule: messenger RNA, 1610 nt
Organism: Eubalaena glacialis (North Atlantic right whale)
Lineage: Eukaryota; Metazoa; Chordata; Mammalia; Artiodactyla; Balaenidae
Gene: CAMLG
Product: calcium modulating ligand
Exons: 4
Coding region: 161-1186 (341 amino acids)
Biological process (GO): tail-anchored membrane protein insertion into ER membrane
Cellular component (GO): GET complex
Source: RefSeq, a predicted model, not a curated record